GUAAAAUAUAAAACGUAUCGUGUACGAUUUGGAAAUUUGGUCUGAAAUCUUUUAUAUAAAACACACCCACCCCUUAGCCUUGAGCAUUGACAAAACAGCUACACCUACUCUGUGUUUAUCAUCUAUAUUCUGCUUUGAAGUUGAAAGUUUAAGCACGGCAAUGGCAAACGCAUCUGCUUCAGAACAACAACAACACAAUCUCACUCUUUAUGGAUAUUGGAGAAGUUCAUGUUCCUUCCGUGCUCGAAUCGCUCUCAACCUCAAAGGUCUCAAAUAUCAUUACAAAUCAAUUAAUCUCUUGAAAGGAGAACAAUCUCAUCCCGAGUUUCUUCAGCUUAACCCCGUUGGUUUUGUUCCCGUUCUCGUCGAUGGCGAUUCCGUCAUUUUCGACUCUUUCGCCAUUAUUAUGUAUUUGGAGGAUAAAUAUCCUCAACAUCCUUUGCUUCCUACUGAUAUUCACAAAAGAGCAAUCAAUUUCCAGGCUGUUAGUAUUGUUUCUUCAUCAAUUCAACCUCUUCAUAACUUAAACCUUCUGGUAAAGUACAUCGAGAUAAAUGUUGGCCCUGAUGAAAAACUUCCAUGGGUCCAGAGUGUAAUUAGAAAAGGCUUCACAGCACUUGAAAAGCUAUUGAAAGAACACACUGGGAGGUAUGCUACUGGAGACGAAGUUUGCAUGGCAGAUGUAUUUUUAGCACCUCAGAUACAUGCUGCAUCUAAUAAAUUCAACAUUGACAUGAAUGAAUUUCCUAUUCUCUCAAGAUUACAUGAGACAUAUUAUGAUAUCCCAGCAUUUCGGGAGGCUUUGCCAGAGAAUCAGCCAGACGCUGUAGGCAAGCUGAGUCAAUAAUUUGGGACUGAAUUGUGACCUGAUCUUGGGUUGAAGAAAUUGCACCAGGAACAACUGAUUUAGCGUUUGGUUGAAUUUGUAAUGAUAUACUAUACUCUGAAGCAAUAAUGUUGCCAUGAAACAAUAAUAAAUGUAUCUAGUGAUUCCUAAUGAAAUUUAUAUUUAGAGACAA
Molecule: messenger RNA, 1019 nt
Organism: Lathyrus oleraceus (garden pea)
Lineage: Eukaryota; Viridiplantae; Streptophyta; Magnoliopsida; Fabales; Fabaceae
Product: glutathione S-transferase zeta class
Exons: 11
Coding region: 161-847 (228 amino acids)
Biological process (GO): glutathione metabolic process; L-phenylalanine catabolic process
Cellular component (GO): cytoplasm
Molecular function (GO): glutathione transferase activity; maleylacetoacetate isomerase activity
Source: RefSeq, a predicted model, not a curated record